This is a messenger RNA of Nannospalax galili (Upper Galilee mountains blind mole rat), 4198 nucleotides long. It is a transcript of the gene Gmfb, whose product is annotated as glia maturation factor beta. The transcript is spliced from 7 exons. The coding region runs from base 182 to 613 and encodes 143 amino acids. Lineage: Eukaryota; Metazoa; Chordata; Mammalia; Rodentia; Spalacidae. Gene Ontology annotation, molecular function: Arp2/3 complex binding; actin binding. Gene Ontology annotation, biological process: negative regulation of Arp2/3 complex-mediated actin nucleation; actin filament debranching. Gene Ontology annotation, cellular component: actin cortical patch. The record is from RefSeq and is a predicted model, not a curated record.
CGCGUUGCGAUGAAUUUUGGGCCGGGCAUCUUGCCGUUUGCCGUCACGUGCCGGCUGCCGCGGCCUCGUCGCUGGGUGGGGGCGGCACAUUCAGGCGACCGGGCAGGAAGGGAGGCGGCUGCCGAGCCAUUCUUAAAGGGGCCUGAGAGACGGCUGCGGGCUGCUGACGGCCGGAAGGAAAAUGAGUGAAUCUUUGGUGGUUUGUGAUGUUGCUGAAGAUUUAGUGGAAAAGCUGAGAAAGUUUCGUUUUCGCAAAGAAACCAACAAUGCUGCCAUUAUAAUGAAGAUUGACAAGGAUAAACGCCUGGUGGUACUGGAUGAGGAACUUGAGGGCAUUUCACCGGAUGAACUUAAAGAUGAGCUCCCUGAACGGCAACCUCGAACCUUCAUUGUCUAUAGUUAUAAAUAUCAACAUGAUGAUGGAAGAGUUUCCUAUCCUUUGUGCUUUAUUUUCUCCAGUCCUGUUGGAUGUAAGCCUGAACAGCAGAUGAUGUAUGCUGGGAGUAAGAAUAAGUUAGUCCAAACAGCUGAACUAACCAAGGUAUUUGAAAUAAGAAACACUGAAGACCUAACUGAAGAAUGGUUACGUGAAAAACUUGGAUUUUUCCACUAAUGUGAACUUCGGUAUUUUUAAAGUAUUUAUGUAUUAACCUGACCAUACUGGAACCAGACAUAAAUACUUAUUUAUGCCUAAAAAUGCACUGUUACUUACAGUUUGUUUCCUGCAGUAAAGAAAAACUCUUCAUUUGUGCAAAGUUUGAACAAAGAGGAAAUCAUCUUCAUAGUAAUGAAACUUGUAUAGUGUUUCCUUAUAUUUGUAAUUGUUAGGUGGACUACUUUUCUCCAGAGACAUUUUGCACUCUUGUGACUAAUUUCUAUAAUUUAUGGUUCAGAAUUUGUUACUAUUUACAGACACCAUUGGAGAAUGGAUAUUAGAUUGUCAUAGACAACAGUUGCCUCCUUUGACUGGAUAUUACAGUUUAUAAAUGGAAAUAGCAUAUUAUCACUUGUCACAUCAUUAAAGUUUAUGUGGGGUUAAAGUCUUAAGGGACCCAAUUUUGAGCCAUGAAUAGUGAUUUAAUAUAACCUUCAUUGAGUUUUUCAUCAAUUUUAAUUCUCUCUUGGUUUCCUCUUUCUUUUCAAUCAAGUGUAGAAGCUAUAUCAAUCACUCAUUCUUAGGGUCUGGGAGUUAGAUUUUAUGGUAGAGUUAUGACUGUUAGGUUUUCUUCUUAAUGGAAAAUAGCAUCUUAGUCUUAGAAACUGGUGAGUUGUAACAGCAAGGGCUUUAUUCCUGAUUAUGUCAUUGCUAGAUCGUUUAGAAUCUAGGUUGAUAACACUUUAUUUAUAAAGUUCCUCCUAAUGUUUUGUGAGCGCUAAUUAUUUUAAAUGUGUUAAUACUGUGCCUUUGAUUUGUUAGCUUUAACAUUACUUUAAGACUUUCACACUGCCAGUAUUCUAGAUUUGAUGAAAUUAAUACUUUUUUAAAGGGUCCAAGUAAAACAAUUUUCUAAUGUGUAUAUCUGAAGUUUGUAAUAAAGUCAACUUCUUCUUUUUAAAAUUCCAACUAUCUACUUGAACUGGUGAAUAUAUAUGGCAGGUGAGAGUUACAAUUUGGGGUAUAUUUGCUAUUAGUUUUGUGCCAUAUAUAAGAAUUAUUUAAAACUUUGGUCACAGUUAAUAACAGCACUUGAAUAGAAGUCACAUCUUUUAUCCUAAAGGUCAAAAGAAAUUCUAAACUGGACCCCUGAAUGAUUGACCAAGCCAGUCAUGUUUGGUGGUGGCCUCAUUGACAGGAAGUGAGAAUUCUAAUCUACUUACUUUUACUAUGUUAUACUUUAAAAGUAAACAUGUAAGUGCUGAAUAUUAAUUUGAUUUUUUAAAGUAUAAACUAUAGAGGCUGAUGAAAUUUGUGGAGUGAAUUCUUACAUUAAGAAUGUUGUCAUCAUUUCAAAACUAUCAAAAGCAUUUUUAUGUUGGCAUAUUUUCCAUUCAUAUAUUCCUUGUAUUUUUUUAGUGUUCUUUGCCAGCUUUAAUAAAGAAGUAAAAAUAGUUGGAAUGUUCACAAUAUUGAAUAGAGCAUCUUUCUGGUCCCAAACACUGUCAGGAAGCAGUUGCUGGUCAGAGAAUGAGGAAGUGCUAGAAUAGGAAUCUUUAUUGCUUAAUAGAUGGAAAAGUUCCUGCAUUGCAGUUUCUAUAGCAAGAAAACUUCACCCAGGAAGUUUAAGAAUUCUUUAAGCAGUUAUUGUGAUAGUGAUUAGAGAAUAACUCUUAUAAUCUCUGGAAAUGCAAAUGAAAUCCAAGUGAGUAGAGAGUAGUUUUCAUGUUUUUGAAUGAAGACAAUAGGGUUUUAUUUCACUUGGUUUGUAGCAGUAAAGUAGCUCUAUAAGAAUGAACAUUUUUAAAUGAGGUUCCUUUUUUUAUGUCUGCAUAAAAUUUACGCUUUUUGAUUGUUUUAAAACUUCACAAUCUUCCAUAAGGUCAAAAGACACUGACCUGUCUGUACACGGAACCCUUCGUCUCUUCAUUCUUCAGCAGGAGCAGAGAUACGAUAAAACUCUCACUUUUUAAAAUAGCAUGUCUGACUCCUCAUCAAUAACACGCAUUUUGUAAGGCCGCAGUUCAACUAGGUUAUGAAUAGAACAUUUUUUAUUCUGUCCUACGGGAAGAUUUGUAAAUCUUGCACUCUAAAAGUGUUCCUCAAUACAUGUUGUUUCCCUUUAACUAAAAUUUACAUUCUUUUAAUGUAUUUUUCCUAUUGAGUCUCUUUUUCUGCCUUUCCAUAAGGAAUAUGUCCAGAUUUCGUAGCUCCAGGUUUUACACUCCUUAUCUUUCUGGUAUACCAUUCCCACUCAGCCUUAAAUUUUAAUCAUUCCUUCUUGGCAGCAAUUCUUUCCUGGGAACCUCUGUCUUUUUUCUAAGUCAGCAUUAGUUUUGAAACUGCUGUUCUCACAUAAGUUGUGCAUAGCAUCUAAUGUCAAAAUAGAACCAACUAGUAAUCACAGUAUGUAUUUAGUAUGGCUUUUGUGGUGACAUAAGUGACAUAUAAAGAAAGCUGUUCUCAGGUUAAUAUGCUGAAAUUCCAAAAUGUCUGAGUUUGAGUAAUAAUCACUUUGUUCUGAUAUUGAAACAAUUAUGUUAGGCAAAAAGUUGGUUGACUGUUUUGUUUAAUUGACUUCUAAAAUACAUGUUUGAAUUGUCUAUUUCUAAGAAGUUCACUAGAUUCCUAGUGCAUUUAAACAUACUCUUAUUUAAGAAGAUGUUGCUAAAUUUUUUAUUGUCAUUACUAAAUAAUCUGUGUAGCAAAACAUCUGUCAGCGUUUCCUUCCCUUUUAUCUCCUAUUUUCAGGAGCCAGAUGUUGCCAUAACCUGUAUCCUGGUCUGACACUGACUAACAGUUUCCAGUUAGAGGAAUUUAUUGCCAAAUUAAAUUUGGCUCUUUCCCCUACCCGUAUAGAAACUAAAGAAGGUGCAUUAAAAAUGUUUGGACUACUUGUAAAACUCGAGCAAUGUCAUUAGUCUGUAUGUGGACUAGUAAAUAGAUAUUUUCAUAAGAGUUUAAAUGCUAAUAUUUGGUGGAAGUCGAGAGUAACUUGUAUCCUAUCAAUUCAAGUAUUAGUAUGGUUGCACUCCUCAUUUGUUCUUUAGACUGAUGAUACUGGAAUCUAUAGAGUUUGAGCCUUUACAGCUUACGUGAAGAAAUGUUUCAAACAUUUCUGGACAAAUCUUAUUUUGUAUUUCUGGAAGAAUGUAAAUAAUCUCCUAGGCCACUUCACACCAAUGAUCUCAAGGUGAAUAUCCUUGAGAAACUUGUUUCUUGUUAUGCCAUUUGACAUUUCAAGUCAGUGAUCAUAUUCCUGUGAUGUUUAAAACAACUGCAUUAAGCUUGUGAUAGAAACUAUUUUCUUGCUUUUUGGAAUAUAAUUACUUGAAUAUUGUUUGAGAUCACUAACAUGCCAGGGCAAUUCCCACUGAUUUUGAUGGUCCAAUAUAAUCUCAUUCAGGAGGCUUGAAACAUUGAUGGUUUAGUCUUGUGAAUUUUAACAGUUCUCUUGUCAUUGUUUAACAAAAUGAACAAGUGGCACAACUCCUUAAGCUGCAGUUUCAGUCUCUGCUAGUUCAUACCGCAUGUUUAUUUUGGACAGUCUUUGGUAAGCAUGGUGCUUGUAUUGGGUUAAAUAAAAUGUUAACAUGAAAGGAC